Molecule: messenger RNA, 1083 nt
Organism: Opisthocomus hoazin
Lineage: Eukaryota; Metazoa; Chordata; Aves; Opisthocomiformes; Opisthocomidae
Source: RefSeq, a predicted model, not a curated record
GUAGUUUUCUGCCACUUAAUGCUAACAGGAAAAAAAUCCCGACUCAUCUGCUUGAGGAGAUUCUGUUGUGGUGUAUCCAAUGGCUGUUCCUGCACCAGGAGGUGAAGGAAAUAAUGCACAACAUGGAAGACUUAUUUUUUUCCUUUUUGUUUUUGGAGCUGUGUUGCUUUGCGCUGGAUUCCUGCUUUCAGUCUUUAUUCUACAGUCGUACCCAUCUGGAACCUUCAGUGACUGUAACAAGGUCCUGAAGGCUGCUGGGCCUGUGCUGGCUGUAGCUGGACUUGUUUGUGUUUUACUGGCACAAUCAAAAGCCAGGCUGUAUAUAAGACAAAGACAAUUGCAAAAUGAGCAGGUGUACAGCCUUGUUUUUUGUCAUGGAAGCUGUCAGUUUGCCCAGUUUCUCAUAUUUGGAUUCCUGUUUUUAACUAGUGGAAUGCUAAUUAGCAUCCUGGGCAUUUGGGUUCCUGGCUGCAGCACCAGCUGGCAGAGCGUGCAGCUCAACCACACUGGCAGUUCUGAUGUGGACCUCCAGGGCUGUGGAUUCCUGUCACUUCAAAUCAUGGGACCUUUGAUUGUGCUCACUGGGUUGUGUUUCUUCGUGAUAGCUCAUGUUAAAAAGAAACAAAACUUAAAUCUCAACCAAGAAUCUUGUGAAAAUGAAGAACACCCGCAGAGCCCUGAAUCUUUUCAGGUUACAGUAGGUGAUGCUGUAAUGGUAUUCCCACCUCCACCACCUCCUUAUUUUGCUGACCCUGUGUCACCAACAGUGACACGUUGUCUUAUGUCAAGUGGUUUGCCAGCAAGUGAAAAUCCUCCACCAUACCACUCCAUCUUCAGCAAUGGAGCACAGCUUGCAGAUGAUGAAAGAACAGUUGCUGUUAGAGACUAUGAAACCAUAUGUACAACUUCUGGAAGCAGCUCACCUUCAGAUAUUUUACCGAUGCUAUACCUCUCCUCUGAAUCACCUCCAAAAUAUGAAGAAAAAGCAUCAACAGCAAAUAAUGAAUAUUCAUCAUCAUCUUCUUCGUGUUCUUCAUCUAUUUCCUUAGCGACAUCUGACACCAGCUCAUAGAGGACUGUCAG